Messenger RNA from Beta vulgaris subsp. vulgaris (sugar beet), 2024 nucleotides. Its product is annotated as probable aminotransferase ACS10. NCBI's taxonomy places the organism in Eukaryota, Viridiplantae, Streptophyta, Magnoliopsida, Caryophyllales, Amaranthaceae. The record is from RefSeq and is a predicted model, not a curated record. The coding region runs from base 259 to 1902 and encodes 547 amino acids. Gene Ontology annotation, molecular function: L-aspartate:2-oxoglutarate transaminase activity; pyridoxal phosphate binding; aromatic-amino-acid:2-oxoglutarate transaminase activity. Gene Ontology annotation, biological process: biosynthetic process; amino acid metabolic process. The transcript has 4 exons.
CUCAACUCCUCACACACCAAAACAAAAAGGCGCCAACUGACGUACACUAUUGGAAUUUGGAACCCAAUCAAAUGAUACACUUACUUCUCUAACGCAUAAAAACAAUCCAAACAAAAAUCACAACUUUACACAGUCGUCAGUACACAACAACACAACAAUACUCCUUCCAAUUUCUCUCAUUCUCUCACGCAACUUUCCAACACCACAACUUCUCUUUAGUCUUUGACAUCCAAUGAUGACUUCCCAUCACCAAAAACCAUGACCCUUUCCAACAACGCCGUCGAUAAACUCACCGGAAAACUCAAAAUCGCCGACUCUUCCGGCGGAGAAAGAGAAACGGCGAUGAGAAUAAUAGUUCCUUUACAAGGCGUAGUUCAGGGUAGAGGAAGUUUGUUUUUUGGGUCUGUUAUUCCAUGUGCUCUUUUCUACUUCCUUCAACUUUACCUUCGCAGAAAUCGCCCUCCCAAAACAGAUAAUAGUGAUAGUAAUAGUAAUAGUGAUCAUAAUUCUCCAUCGCCGGAGAUUGUUCCUCCGGCGCCACUGUUGGAGAGGACUCACUCAAGGUCUCUUCUAUCUCCUAGAAGCCCAUCUGGCCCGGCCCAUCUCUCUUCUCGGGCUGUUAAAGCGGUUGACACCUCACCCUACUUUGUUGGGCUUACUCGGGUUGCUCAGGACCCGUUUCAUCCGUUGGGUAAUCCAGAUGGUGUUAUCCAGCUUGGCUUGCCCGAAAAUCAGGUGUGUGUAGAUUUGGUGAGAAAUUGGAUGAUGGAGAAUGUGAGGGAGUCAAUAUUGUUAGGAGGAAAAGAGUGCGGUGGAGUAGAAGAAUUGAGUAUAAGUGGGACUACAACGUAUCAGCCUUUUGAUGGAAUCAUGGAAUUGAAAAUGGCAGUAGCAGGAUUCAUGUCUGAAAUCACAGAAAGAAGGGUUCAUUUUAAUCCAUCCCAAAUAAUUUUAACAGGCGGUGCAGGCUCUGCGAUUGAGAUCCUCAGCUUCUGCUUGGCUGAUCCUGGAAAUGCGUUUCUUGUUCCUUCUCCAUACUACCCUGGACUUGACAAGGAUAUAAAGUGGCGAACUGGUGUUGAGAUAAUUCCUGUUCCUUGCCGUAGUUCUGAUAAUUUCAACCUGACUAUUACAUCCCUUGAUCGUGCGUUCCACCAGGCAAAGAAGCGUGGUCUGAAAGUCCGUGGGCUAAUAAUUUCGAACCCUUCAAGUCCUGCUGGCAAUUUGCUGAGUAAAGAAACACUCUACGAUCUAAUUGAUUUUGCUACAGAGAAAAACAUCCACAUAAUAUCAAAUGAAAUUUUUGUGGGCUCCACUCAUGGCGGAGAAGAAUUUAUCAGCAUGGCUGAAAUUGUCGAAUCAGAAGUUAUUGAGCGCAAUAGGGUCCAUGUAGUCUACAGUCUAUCAGAAGAUCUUUCUCUAUACGGUAUUAGAGCUGGAGUAAUCUAUUCUUAUAAUAACAAUCUAUCGACUGCUGCUAGAAAAAUGGCACGAUUUUCUCCGUUAUCAUCUGUAACUCAACAUUUGCUGUUGUCAAUGCUUUCUGAUACAAGAUUUAUCCAGACACUGAUACGGAGUAACAGAGAGAGACUGCAGAGCAUGUAUAAGAAAUUUGUAGCAGGACUGAAGGAAUUGGGUAUUGAAUCUACAAAAAUCUGUGGAGGUUUCUGUUGUUGGGUUGAUAUGAGUGGAUUAAUUCGAUCUUACAGCGAGAAAGGAGAGCUUGAGCUUUGGGAUAAGUUUUUGAAAGUUUCCAAGAUCAAUGUAACUCCUGGAUCAUCAUGUCACUGUAUAGAGCCGGGAUGGUUUCUAUGCUGCUUUGCCACCUUAACCGAAAAUGAUAUUCAUGUAGUUAUGGAAAGAAUUCAGAGGGUCAUGGAAACAUGUAAAUCUCGUAGUUGAAUUACUAUUAUUUGAUUUAUUGUAUUUAAAGUGUAUAGUCUAGUUCAAAGGAAAUUAUUUUUGUAGGAUAAGCUCCUAAAAUGAGGAGGAAAUUUGAAGUUAGUGAUUUUUGUGUUCUUUUA